This is a messenger RNA of Sphaeroforma arctica JP610, 238 nucleotides long. RefSeq lists its product as hypothetical. The record is from RefSeq and is a predicted model, not a curated record. The transcript has 2 exons. The annotation marks the transcript as partial. Lineage: Eukaryota; Ichthyosporea; Ichthyophonida.
UCCCUUGGGCUCUAGCUUUGACAGCGACAAAGGGAGCGUCCCUCAACUGCGUGUGGGUGAGACAGUCCCACUCGCCCGACCACUGACUAUGUACAAUGCCGCGAAAGUGUAUUGUUGCAGUGCACGUGGGGUUAGCGGUGUGCUUGACAGCUCAGGGCAUUUGUUCUGGGUGUUCUCCAUGGAUGGUGAGGAAGAAGACGACAGCGACGAUGAAAAAUCUGAGUCAGACGAGGACUAG